Candida dubliniensis CD36 is the source of this 1779-nucleotide messenger RNA. It is a transcript of the gene DRS1, whose product is annotated as putative ATP-dependent RNA helicase. Bases 1 to 1779 code for a protein of 592 amino acids. NCBI's taxonomy places the organism in Eukaryota, Fungi, Ascomycota, Pichiomycetes, Serinales, Debaryomycetaceae. Gene Ontology annotation, molecular function: ATP binding; RNA helicase activity; nucleic acid binding. The transcript has a single exon. The record is from RefSeq and is a predicted model, not a curated record.
AUGUCCGACCUCAUAUAUACUAUAGACUCCGAUGAGGAAGUUGCAUUGUCUGCCUCCGACACAGAAGAAACCAACCCAGACUUCCAUUUCCAAAUAGACUCUGGCACAACUAACACAGUGGAAGAAUUUGAUUUCCAAGACAAAAAACUCGCAGAAGUCGAUCUUGAUGCAAUCAUCCAGAAAAAGGGAAUACAACUACCAGAAGACGAGCAAGCAGUAGAUGAAUCUGACGAAAGCGAUCAAGAAGUUGAUAUCCCAGAAACAAAAGAGGCGGUACAACCAGAGGACACACCCGAAGAGAUUGCCAACUUCUACGAACAGUCUACCCACCAAUCCCACACCUCCUUCCAGACCCUCCAAUUAUCCCGUCCGGUCCUUAAAGGCAUUGCCGAACUCAAGUUCACUAAACCAACCCCUAUCCAAUCUGCCAGUAUCCCCAUCGCAUUGCUUGGAAAAGACAUUGUUGCCGGUGCCCAAACCGGGUCAGGUAAAACCGGCGCAUACAUGAUCCCCAUCAUCGAAAGAUUACUCUACAAACCAUCAACCUCCACCAAAGUCAUCAUCUUAACACCUACCAGAGAGUUGGCACUACAAGUCUACGAGUUUGGCAAAAAAUUGUCGCACCACGUCAACAACCUUAACAUUGGUCUUGCAGUCGGGGGGUUAAACUUACGUCAACAAGAAGAACAAUUGAAAACCCGUCCUGACAUUGUCAUUGCAACUCCAGGGAGACUUAUCGACCAUAUCCGCAACAGCCCUUCCUUCAGCGUACAAGAUAUCCAGGUGUUGGUCAUUGACGAGGCCGAUAGAAUGUUGGAAGAAGGGUUCCAGGAAGAACUUACCGAAAUCUUAUCCCUCAUCCCCAAACACAAACGCCAGACCCUAUUGUUUUCCGCUACCAUGAAUACCAGAAUCCAGGACUUGAUCCAGUUGUCAUUACAAAAACCCGUGCGUAUCAUGAUCGACCCACCAAAGCAAGUAGCCUCGAAAUUAUUGCAGCAGUUUGUUCGUAUCAGAAAAAGAGACCACUUAAAACCAGCGUUGCUAUACCAGCUAUUAAAAGGAGUAUCAACCAGAGUUGUCGUUUUUGUGGCUAGGAAAGAGACCGCACACAAAUUACGUAUUGUGCUUGGCCUUUUGGGUCUAAAAGUUUCUGAAUUGCAUGGUGCAUUAUCCCAAGAACAAAGACUACAAAAUGUUAAAAACUUCAAGUCAUUGGACGUCCCCGUCUUGAUAUGUACCGAUUUGGCCGCAAGAGGGUUGGAUAUCCCCAAAAUCGAAUUGGUCAUCAACUACGACAUGCCAAAAACGUUUGAAAUCUAUUUGCACAGAGUGGGUAGAACCGCCAGAGCUGGAAGAGACGGGACCUCCAUUACAUUUGUAGGUGAAUCAAGCCAAGAAAGAGCUAUCGUCAAGGCAGCCAUAGUCAACGGCAAAGGGGUCGCCAAAACCGUCGACUGGAACCAAGCCGAACAAACCAGCAAAAUCAUAUCCUCCAAGGAAUCGGUCAUUGACGAAGUUUUGCAGGAAGAAAAAGAGGCAAAAGAAUUACUUCGUGCCGAGAUGGAACUCACCAAGGCCUCCAACCUUAUCAAGCACGAACAGGAAAUCCACUCCCGUCCAAAAAGAACUUGGUUCAAAGGCGAGGUCAUGGAACACCUCACCAAGCACGGCAAAAAAGUAAAUGCAAAAAAGAGAAAGGCUAACGAAGAAGGCAGAUCGUACAAGAAAACCAAAACCGAUAGAAUGAAAAUCUCAAACAAGAAGAAAAGUAAAUAG